UUUCCUCUCCUGCAAGGAAAGGCCGAGAGAAUUGGGAUUGUUCAGCCUGAAAGAGAGGCUUCUUCAGGAUGAACUAAUUGCAGCCUUACAGUACCUGAAGGGAGCUCACAAGAAAGAGAAGGACUUUUUUUACAAAGGCAUGUAGUGACAGGACAAGGGGGAAUGGAUUCAAACUAAGAGAGAGAAGAUUUAGAUUAGAUAUUUGGAGAAGUUCUUUGCUGUGAGAAUGAUGAGGCUCUGAAACAGGUUGCCCAGAGAAGCUGUGGAUGCCCCAUCUCCGGAAGUGUCCAAGCUCAGGUUGGAUGGGGCUCUGAGCAACCUGGUCUAGUGGAAGGUGUCCCUGCCCAUGGCAGGGGGCUGGAAUUAGGUGAUCUUUAAGGUCCAUUCCAACUCAAACCAUUCUGUGUUUCUAUAAUAUUAGAGAUGUUGGAUUCAUAACCUAGAGAGAGUCAAUAUAGACAAAACCAAAGAGAACUAGUUCCCGUCAGGCACUUCACAACACAAAAAACUGCUCUUUGUACAGCGUGUUAAACUCCACAGAGAAACUGCCCAGGCUUUCACCUUAAUGUUGGCAGCUAAUACUUGUAUUAAAAUUUUAUCCCUAAAGAGGUUGGAAUUCGGAAAAAAAGUGAUAUAGAGACCAGUGAAAAACAAAUCUCAGCAGAAAAUUGAAUUCUUCAAUUGUAUUCGCACGUGGGCAGAUGCAUUGCUCACUUACACAAUGCAGCAGACAUUACUUUUUUUCACUGAAACCAAGGCUAAUGCAAGUAGUGUAAAAGAGGGCACCCGCUACGUGACAAGACGUAGCACAGAGAUAAACACAAUUAGAAGCCUGAGUUAUCUGUCCAGAGAGAGAACACGCCCUGCAAACGUUUUCCUAUAUCGAUCUACUUAAAGAAGAAGAAAGAACGUGCUUCUUAUUUCAUCCCAUUCACCUUGGUUUUCUCCGUGAUAAAAACACUCAGCCACACACCCACAGAGGAGCUCAGAGAGACAACGAGACGAGGGAGCUCAAACAAUUCCCAACCGAGCAAUUCCCAGGCUGACCUCCAGGCCCACCACAGGCGCUCCCAGAGGAGCAUGAGGGACUGUGGCAGGCGGGAACGCAAAUCCCGCAAGGAGGAACAGCUGCGAGCCCCUCAGGCCCAGGCGUGCGGCCACGGCCGCGGGCUGCUCUUACCGGCGUCCUCCCGGCGCAUGGCCCGCUCCAGCUGCUUCAACUCCCUCUCCACCGUGAGGGCCAGAUCCCGCAGCUUGCCGAAGAAGCCCCCGGUUACGUCCAUGGCUCCGGGCGGGGGAAGCGGGACCGGGGCGGCCCCGAGUGAAACGAAACCGAACCGAACCGGGCCGGGCUGGGCAGAGCCGCGCGCGCCGCUGAGGGGCUUCAAACUGCCGCCAGAGCGAGCCCCAUUGGCUCCGCUGGGCCCCGCCCGCCGCCGCCGCCUCUCGCGAGAGCCGCGCUCCUCGCCCGCCGCCAUCUUGGCUCCUCCGGGGGGCCGCCGCCGCCGGAGCUUCCCGGCAAAAUGUUUUUAACAACAGUAUUACUGCGGAAGAGAAUUCCUGGAAAACAAUGGAUUGGGAAGUACAGGCGACCAAGACAGGUUACCAUUUCCAUGAAGCAAGCAAUGAUCCGAAGGUUGGAAAUUGAAGCAGAGAACGAGUAUUGGCUCAGCCAACCUUACCUGACACAGGAACAGGAAUACAAACACAACACGGAAGAGAGACGUGCCAAGUGGGAAGCUUUCAAAAGCCUGAAACAAGCCAAGUUUCCUGAGCACAGAUACAUCAGCGAUCAUUUAAACCACUUAAAUGUGACAAAGAAGUGGACAUGUUGAGUAACACAGCAUGUUUAUAUUUGGCACAUGUUGUGCACUACCCUGGGAUCUGCUCUCAUACCUGUUAUGGUAUUUCACUGUAAUUAGCGUGGGUGACAAAUAAGAUGUUGCUGUGUGUACAAAAUACUACAUUAAAAGUAGUCCUCUGGAA
Messenger RNA from Agelaius phoeniceus (red-winged blackbird), 1986 nucleotides. It is a transcript of the gene MRPL57, whose product is annotated as mitochondrial ribosomal protein L57. Gene Ontology annotation, cellular component: mitochondrial ribosome. Lineage: Eukaryota; Metazoa; Chordata; Aves; Passeriformes; Icteridae. Gene Ontology annotation, biological process: mitochondrial translation. Gene Ontology annotation, molecular function: structural constituent of ribosome. The record is from RefSeq and is a predicted model, not a curated record.